Messenger RNA from Cydia splendana, 5660 nucleotides. RefSeq names its product probable phospholipid-transporting ATPase IM (gene ATP8B). The record is from RefSeq and is a predicted model, not a curated record. Gene Ontology annotation, molecular function: ATP binding; magnesium ion binding; ATP hydrolysis activity. Gene Ontology annotation, cellular component: trans-Golgi network; plasma membrane. NCBI's taxonomy places the organism in Eukaryota, Metazoa, Arthropoda, Insecta, Lepidoptera, Tortricidae. The transcript is spliced from 26 exons. Gene Ontology annotation, biological process: phospholipid translocation; Golgi organization. Bases 122 to 4528 code for a protein of 1468 amino acids.
UUGCGAGUCUCGGCCCUGCGGCUCGGCGGAGCGCGCGUGCGGUCGCUGCUAGUGCUCGGUGGUACGGUGCACCGGGGUGGCCGGGCGAGACGGGCGGCAUGGGGCGGCGGUAGCGGCACGGAUGUGCGCGCGCUCGGAGGCGGUGGAGCUGGAGGUGCUGGGCGCGGAGGGCGAGCCUCGCCCGCCGCGCCCGCUGCGCCUCUCCCUGCUCGAGCUGCUGGGCAAGCUGGUGCGACGCGAGCCCGCACCGCCGCACCGCCGCAACCGGCACAACCAUCGGUUCCGCACCUUUGUCUCCUGCGAGAAUGAACGGAGAAUCAAAGCUAACAAUAGGGAAUACAAUGCCCAGUUCCGUUACGCUAACAACUACAUCAAAACAUCGAAGUAUUCGAUCAUAACGUUCCUGCCGCUGAAUUUGCUGGAGCAGUUUCAGCGGCUAGCCAACUUCUACUUCCUGUGCCUGCUGGUGCUGCAGCUGAUCCCGGCGAUCUCGUCGCUCACGCCCAUCACCACCGCCAUCCCGCUCAUCGGCGUGCUCGCGCUCACCGCCGUCAAGGACGCCUACGACGACUUCCAACGUCACCAAAACGAUUCCCAAGUGAAUCACCGGCGCGCGAAGACGCUGCGCAAUGGCAAGCUGGUGGAAGAGAAGUGGGCGUCUGUUCAGGUGGGAGACGUCAUCCGGUUGGAGAACGACCAGUUCGUGGCCGCCGACAUCCUGCUGCUCAGCAGCUCGGAGCCCAAUGGGCUCUGCUACAUUGAGACUGCUGAGUUGGAUGGGGAGACGAAUUUAAAAUGUCGGCAGUGCCUUUUGGAGACGGCCGCGAUGGGCCAGGACGACGCACAACUGGGCGCCUUCGACGGCGAGAUCGUCUGCGAGACACCCAACAAUCUACUUAAUAAGUUUGAUGGCACGCUGACUUGGCGCGAGCGAGUGUUCUCCCUGGACAACGACAAGAUCCUCCUGCGGGGCUGCGUGUUGCGCAACACCUCGUGGUGCUACGGCGUGGUCGUGUUCGCCGGCAAGGACACCAAGCUCAUGCAGAACUCCGGCAAGACCAAGUUCAAGCGCACCAGCAUAGAUAGGCUACUUAAUUUUCUUAUUAUAGGGAUAGUGUUCUUCCUGCUGUCAAUGUGCGUGUUCUGCACGGUGGCGUGCGGCGUGUGGGAGUGGCUGGUGGGGCGCCAUUUCCAAACGUAUCUGCCUUGGGACUCGCUGGUGCCCGUGGAGCCUGUGUCGGGCACCGUCGUCAUCGCGUUCCUCGUCUUCUUCUCUUACGCCAUCGUGAUGAACACUGUUGUGCCUAUAUCGCUAUACGUUUCCGUCGAAGUAAUAAGAUUUGCGCAGAGUUUCCUCAUCAACUGGGACGAGAAGAUGUACUACGAUAAGACCGGGACGGCCGCCAAGGCGCGGACGACCACGCUCAACGAGGAGCUCGGUCAAAUCCAAUACAUAUUCUCGGACAAAACGGGCACGUUGACGCAGAACAUAAUGACGUUCAACAAGUGCUCGAUCGCGGGCGUGUGCUACGGCGACGUGGUAGACGAGCACACGGGCGAGGCCAUCGAGCUCAACGAGCGCGGCGGGUCGCGGCCGGGGCCGGGCUCGGCGUCGCGCGCGCGGCUGCUGGAGCAGGAGCACGAGCAGGGCCGCAGCACGCCCGGCGCGCGCCGCCCCACGGACGCCCAAGCCCAAGCCCAUCCGCAUAGCACGCAGCCGCUGGACUUCUCGUUCAACCCCGAGUACGAGGCGGACUUCAAGUUCUUCGACGAGUCGCUGCUGCUGGCCGUGCAGCGCGGCGACCAGCACGUGCACGACUUCUUCCGACUGCUCGCGCUGUGCCACACCGUCAUGCCGGACCAGAAGAACGGCCGGCUCGAGUAUCAGGCGCAAUCACCAGACGAGUCGGCGCUUGUAUCUGCCGCUAGGAAUUUUGGUUUCGUGUUCAGAGAACGCGCGCCUAAUAGUAUUACUAUAGAAGUUAUGGGUAAGACAGAGGUGUAUGAAUUGUUGUGUAUAUUAGAUUUUAAUAAUGUUAGGAAAAGAAUGUCCGUGAUAUUGAGGAAGGAUGGUGAAAUUAGGUUAUAUACAAAAGGUGCUGAUAACGUAAUAUAUGAAAGGUUAAAAGGAAACCAAGACGGAGUGAAGUCGAGGACGCAGGAGCAUUUAAAUAAAUUCGCGGGCGAGGGUCUACGCACGCUGGCGUUAGCGUGGCGGCCGCUAGACGAGCGCGGCUUCGCGGAGUGGAAGCGACGGCACCACACGGCGGCGCUAGCUUUACACGACCGGGACGAGCAACUCGACGCCAUCUACGAGGAGAUUGAGACCGACCUGCUACUGUUGGGUGUUACAGCAAUUGAAGACAAAUUACAAGACGGAGUACCUGAAACGAUAGCAAAUCUUAGCAUGGCGGGCAUCAAAAUAUGGGUGCUCACUGGAGACAAACAAGAGACGGCGAUAAACAUCGGAUACUCGUGCCAGCUGCUGACGGACGACAUGGCGGAGGUGUUCGUGAUCGACGGCGUCGCGCACGACGACGUGGAGCGACAGCUCGCCAAGUGCCGCGACUCCAUCCGCGUCGUCAACACCUUCCUGCCGCCCGGUGAGUAUAUCUUACUCAUCAUUAACAGAGACGGAUCGACGGCGUCGCGCACGACGACGUGGAGCGACAGCUCGCCAAGUGCCGCGACUCCAUCCGCGUCGUCAACACCUUCCUGGCGCCCGGUGAGUAUAUUUUACUCAUCAUUAACAGAGACGGCAAUAAACAUCGGAUACUCGUGCCAGCUGCUGACGGACGACAUGGCGGAGGUGUUCGUGAUCGACGGCGUCGCGCACGACGACGUGGAGCGACAGCUCGCCAAGUGCCGCGACUCCAUCCGCGUCGUCAACACCUUCCUGCCGCCCGGCACUAGUGGCGGAGAGCCGGACGGGUCGGCGGCGGGCGCGCUGAACGGCGGCGCGGCGGGAGUGAGGCCGGCGGCGGCGGCGGCGGCGGCGGCGGCGGGCCGCGGCGGCGCCUCGCCCGGGCGCGCCGCCGGCGUCAAGCUCAAUGCGCCCGCCGUCUCCGUCGUCACAUUUAGGUGGGAACAUAACAUGCAUGAGCACAGCAACGAGUACGCGGCGGGCGGCGGGCCGGCGUCGGCGGACUCGCACGAGCACGGUAACGACGACACUAACGGGUUCGCCAUCGUCAUCAACGGACACUCGCUGGUCCACUGCCUACACCCCAAGCUCGAGGAGAAGUUUCUAGAGGUGGUGCUGCACUGCCGCUCGGUGAUUUGCUGCCGCGUGACGCCGCUGCAGAAGGCCAUGGUGGUCGAGCUGAUCAAGAAGGCGCGCCGCGCCGUCACGCUCGCCAUCGGCGACGGCGCCAACGACGUCUCCAUGAUCAAAGCGGCCCACAUCGGCGUGGGCAUAUCCGGACAGGAGGGCAUGCAGGCGGUGCUGGCGGCCGACUACUCCAUCGCGCAGUUCCGCUUCCUGCAGCGGCUGCUGCUGGUGCACGGCCGCUGGUCCUACUACCGCAUGUGCAAGUUCCUGCGCUACUUCUUCUACAAGAACUUCGCCUUCACCGUGUGCCACUUCUGGUUCGCGUUCUUCUGCGGGUUCAGCGCGCAGACGGUUUUCGACGAGAUGUUCAUCUCAGUGUACAACCUGUUCUACACGUCGCUGCCGGUGCUGGCGCUGGGCGUGUUCGAGCAGGACGUCUCGGACGCCACCUCGCUGCAGUUCCCCAAGCUCUACGUGCCCGGCCACACCUCCCAGCUGUUCAACAAGACGGAGUUCAUCAAGUCCACGCUGCACGGUUGCUUCACUUCGCUAGUGCUGUUUCUCAUCCCUUAUGGUACUUAUAAGGAUGGUCUGGCGCCCGACGGCAAGAUCCUCUCCGACCACAUGCUGUUGGGAAGCGUCGUGGCGACGAUACUAAUCAUAGACAACACGACGCAGAUCGCCCUGGACACGACGUACUGGACGGUGUGCAACCACGUGACGAUCUGGGGCUCGCUGGUGUCCUACUUCGUGCUCGACUACUUCUACAACUACGCCAUCGGCGGGCCGUACGUCGGCUCGCUCACCGUCGCGCUCACGCAGGCCACCUUCUGGUUCACGGCUGUGCUCACUAUGAUAAUCCUGAUGGUGCCGGUGGUGUCGUGGCGGCUGGCGUGGUCGGUGACGCGGCCCACGCUGGCGGAGCGGCUGCGCGCGCGGCAGCGCUGGCGCGAGGCGGCGCCCGCGCCGCGCACGCCCUCCGCGCGCCGCGUGCGCCGCUCCAUGCGCUCCGGGUACGCCUUCGCGCACCAGGAGGGCUUCGGGCGCCUCAUCACGUCAGGCAAGAUCAUGCGGCGCAUCCCGCACGCGGACGCGGCGCUGCACGCGCUGGCCGCGCUGCCCGGCAAGUUCAGCGCGCGGCCCGGCACGCCUCCCGCCGAGCCCGACCCGGCGGUCUUCGCCACCUCCCCCGCCUCCCCCGGCACACCCCCCAGCCCGAGGGCACCCAAGCAGGACCUCGACUCCGUCGACUUAUGAGCGCCGCCGACCCGCAGGACUGUAGUUCGCUAGUGCCCGUGUGUGUGAGAGUAGCGUGCCGGACUGUGCGUGUACACUGUACGUACGUGUACGCGACCCGUGCGAUCUCGGGGUCGAGGGCCCCUUUUGUACUUUAAUAUUUAUUCGGCCCGGGGCGGCCGUGAUUUCCUUAAAAAGACGAAAUGUACAAUAUAAUAUCGAGAGUAAAGUUUGUAAAUACUGAGAGGGUUACGAACGAACCAUAAUUUUUUAAAUAGACGGCAUAAUGUCGUCGCGACUCAUAUUGUGAUAACGUUACUAGAGUUAAAAUUCGUAUUAUAUUAUUACCUAUAUUAAAUUAUAUUUGUUGAUCGAGAGUAUAUAUUGAUAGAUAUUUAUUAUGGUACGUGCUAAGAUUACUCUUUUAUAUCGGAAAGCGUAGUAUUUCGUAAUAUUUGUUUACGUGUUAGACGACCUAGUUCCGUUCCGCAGCACUCCCGAUCGUUCGGUAUCGUUUCAUUAGUUCCGGUCCCGCGACCGUUCGCAAUCCAUUAGAACAAUAUUAGUCGUAGUGUCACGAUACCUUCUAUAAUCUCGAUGAUAAUUCCUCGAAUCGGCUUAUUAUUAUUUCUUUUUGAAUUUGUUGUUUUCUACUAAUUUCAUUGAACUUUGUUACAUGUUUUGUCUGUUGAUUUCCCUUAAGAGCUUAAUGUUUUCAAAUGAUAUUUAAUUGUCGUCUAUGUGUCCGAAAACUUAGAAAAAUGUGCAUUUAAACUGAACUGUACAAUUCCGCAAGCAGUGAAAACGCCACAUUCAUUUAAAAUGUAAGACAUCAAUUUGUUAUUGUUGUGCCAACAACAUUGUAGCCUAAGUGUAAUUUAUUACUCACUGUUUGCUUGAUAUUGAAAAAGUACCAAUUGAAGUAGGUAUUUAUAAGCUGUACAGUUGAAAACUAAGCUGAUCGUCCUAUAGUAGUAACCGAUCCGUGUAAAUGAUAUAUCCAUACCGAAAAUGAAACUUGAUGCCGAGUACGCUCGAGAGCGCGCCACAUGCCUUAAUAUCAUAUAAAAUUGGAUGUUGCAUUUUAACUGCAUGCGAAUUGAAACAUGAAUUUGCUUUGGAAUCGAUUUUUUAAUAAAAAAUAUAAUUCUUA